CUUUUCAAUCCUACCGCAGAUAGAAUAGAUAAGAAAAGAUUAGGAAUAAAAACCCUAGCCUCCACUCUCCCUAAACCCUAAACCCUUCACCCUUCUCGCUCACUCGUCUUCUGCAAUUCCGCCACAAACAAUGGGCGCUCAAUCUAACAAAUCCAACCUCGUCCUAAUCCUAGACUUCGGCUCUCAGUACACGCAUCUCAUCACCCGCCGAAUUCGCGCCCUCAACGUCUUCUCCCUCUGCAUCAGCGGCACCUCCACUUUGCAAUCCAUCGCCGAAUUGAACCCUAGCGCGAUCAUCCUCUCCGGCGGCCCGCACAGCGUCCACGCCGAUGGCGCGCCCUGCUUCGCCCCCGAGCUCAUCCACUGCGUCGAGUCUAAAAACAUCCCUGUUUUGGGCAUUUGCUAUGGCCUGCAGCUAAUCGUGCAGAAAUUGGGGGGCGAGGUUAAGGUUGCUGGGAAGCAUGAGUAUGGAAGGAUGGAGAUUGAGGUGGCCAAGGCUGAGGGAUUGUUUGGGAAUAAGAAGGUUGGGGCUACGCAGAGCGUGUGGAUGAGCCACGGCGAUGAGGCUGUCAAGCUUCCCGAGGGGUUUGAGGUCGUCGCGAGGAGCAAUCAAGGAGCCGUUGCCGCAAUUGAGAAUCGAGCUAGGGGUUUUUACGGAUUGCAGUAUCAUCCCGAGGUGACACAUUCACCGGAGGGAAUGGAUACACUCAAAUACUUCCUGUUUGAUAUUUGUGAAAUAAGUGCUAGUUGGAAGAUGCAAGACAUUCUUGACGAGGAGCUGAAGGUGAUUAAAAGUAAAGUCGGACCUGAUGAUCUUGUCAUCUGUGGACUGUCUGGUGGCGUAGACUCAACUGUUGCGGCUACUCUUGUGCAUAAGGCGAUUGGAGAUAGGCUUCAUUGUCUUUUUGUUGACAAUGGGUUGUUGAGGUGGCGUGAGAGGGAGAGAGUGAUGGAGACAUUCGAGAGAGAUCUUCAUUUACCUGUUACUUGUGUUGAUGCGUCAGAGCAAUUUCUCAGCAGGCUAAAGGGUGUUACAGAGCCUGAGAAGAAAAGGAAAAUCAUUGGGGAGGAGUUCAUCAAUAUAUUUGAUUCUUUUGGUCAAGAAUUGAAACAGAAAUAUGGAAAGGAACCUGUGUAUUUGGUUCAAGGAACCUUGUACCCUGAUGUGAUUGAAUCCUGCCCUCCUCCUGGAAGUGGAAGCACUCACUCUCACACAAUCAAAAGUCAUCAUAACGUUGGAGGCCUUCCCAAGAACAUGAAACUGAAGCUCAUCGAGCCCCUUAAACUUCUGUUUAAGGAUGAGGUUCGUGAACUGGGAAAAAUCAUGGGUGUUCCAGAGGGCUUCUUGAAGCGCCACCCCUUCCCUGGGCCUGGCCUUGCAGUUCGUGUGCCUGGUGAUGUUACAUUGGGAAACCAUUUGGACACCCUCCGUAAGGCGGAUGAGAUUUUCAUUCAAUCGAUCAAAGAUGCUGGGAUCUACGACAACAUAUGGCAAGCCUUUGCUGUGUUCUUGCCUGUACUAACUGUUGGUGUGCAAGGAGAUCAAAGAACGUACAGUCAUGCCAUUGCACUAAGAGCCGUCACCAGUCAUGAUGGAAUGACUGCAGAUUGGUAUGACUUUGAUCACAAGUUUCUGGCUGAGUUAUCCACAAGGAUUUGCAACGAAGUGGUUGGUGUAAAUCGAGUUCUUAUGGACAUUACUUCGAAGCCUCCAUCUACUAUUGAAUGGGAAUGAAGAUCAAGUUAUGGAAUCUGUCCCAAUUUUAUGCUAAAAGUGUAAUAUGCAAUUUACUGUAUUUUGAUGAAGAUGCUGAUUGAGAAUUGAGACAGCUUCUGUGGUAUAUUACUGUUUCUUUCUA
Messenger RNA from Salvia splendens (bonfire salvia), 1859 nucleotides. Its product is annotated as GMP synthase [glutamine-hydrolyzing]. The transcript is spliced from 6 exons. NCBI's taxonomy places the organism in Eukaryota, Viridiplantae, Streptophyta, Magnoliopsida, Lamiales, Lamiaceae. Gene Ontology annotation, biological process: GMP biosynthetic process. The coding region runs from base 131 to 1735 and encodes 534 amino acids. Gene Ontology annotation, molecular function: GMP synthase activity; GMP synthase (glutamine-hydrolyzing) activity; ATP binding. The record is from RefSeq and is a predicted model, not a curated record. Gene Ontology annotation, cellular component: cytosol.